Messenger RNA from Strigops habroptila (Kakapo), 3225 nucleotides. RefSeq names its product RHO family interacting cell polarization regulator 1 (gene RIPOR1). Bases 1 to 3126 code for a protein of 1041 amino acids. NCBI's taxonomy places the organism in Eukaryota, Metazoa, Chordata, Aves, Psittaciformes, Psittacidae. The transcript is spliced from 21 exons. The record is from RefSeq and is a predicted model, not a curated record.
AUGACGUGCUGUGAGCUUCCUGUCUUGUCCUUGAGACAGGGUGCCCAGCAGGCUGGGGCACCCAGGAGGACCCCAGUGCUGUGUGCUGACCUCAGCCACCCCAGUUUGCCUGCCUCUCUCCCCAGGAACCUCUCACCCUUUACCCCCAUCGUCUCCCGCAAGACUGGCUCCAGGGUCAGUAGGAUGUUCUUAAUGUCCCACAAAUCCCCACCACCCAAGGUGCCUCAGCCCAACCGCCUGGAUGAGGUGUAUGAAGCUCUCAAGAAGGGCCUGACAGCCUACCUGGAGGUGCACCAGCUGGAACUGGAGAAGCUCAGCACCCAGAUCCGUGAGUCCAAGAGGAAUUCUCGCCUGGGCUUUCUCUACGAUCUGGAUAAGCGAAGGUCAAUCAAGCGCUUCCUGCGUCACCUGGAGUUUCAUGCUAGCAAGAUAGAUGAGCUCUACGAGGCUUAUUGCAUCCAGCGGCGGCUCCGCGAUGGAGCCCACAACAUGGUCAAGGCUUACAGCAUGGGCUCACCGGGCAGCCGGGAGGCACGUGAGAGCCUGGCUGAGGCCAGCAAGGGCUACAAGGAGUACACGGAGAACAUGUGUCUGUUGGAGAAUGAGCUGGAGAGCCAGCUGGGCGAGUUCCACGUCCGGAUGAAAGGACUGGCAGGCUUUGCCCGGCUUUGUGCUGGUGACCAGUAUGAGAUCUUCAUGAAGUAUGGACGGCAGCGAUGGAAGCUGCGUGGCCGCAUUGAGGUGAACAGUAAGCAGGUGUGGGACAGCGAGGAAAUGGUUUUCUUGCCCCUCGUCACUGAGUUCCUCUCCAUCAAGGUGACAGAGCUAAAGAGCCUGGCCAACCAUGUUGUGGUGGGCAAUGUGUCCUGCGAGACCAAGGACCUCUUUGCAGCUCUGCCCCAGGUAGUGGCUGUGGAUAUCAAUGACUUGGGCACCCUCAAACUUAGCCUGGAGGUGACCUGGAACCCCUUCGACAAGGAUGACCAGCCUUCAGCAGCCAGCACUGUCAACAAGGCCUCCAUGGUGAACAAGAGGUUCUCUACCUACAACCAGAGCCCGCCCGACACACCAUCCCUGCAGGAACAGGCUUUCUAUAACAUGCUGAGGCGCCAGGAGGAGAUGGAGAACGGCACGGCCUGGUCCAUCUCCUCUGAGUCCUCAGAUGACUCCUCCAGCCCACAGCUGCCCGGCAGCACCCACCAUGCUGUCCAUAAGCCCAUCGUGCAGCCAGAGCUGCAAGCCUUGGCACCCACCAUCGAGAUCUCCUUCUUCCAGCAGCUGCAGGAGGCCAAGCCCGGCACCAGGGCCAGCAUUCCCGCUGCUGAGAGCCAGCCAGAGGAGCUGGGCAGCCGCAAGAAUGGAGCAGUGGCCAAUGGGCAUGUGCCCUACUCCUGGACUUUGAGCCACAUCAGCAAGGCCAGCAUGGACACCACAGUGGAGGCCAAGGCUGUGGAGAGCCCCUGGGAGAUGGCACCCAGCCUGCAGGACAUGGGAACUGGCGAGCAGGAUGUGGAUCCUGUCCCCGGUGCCUUGGUGGCAGUGGUGGCACCAGUGCAGGACAGGGAUGCCGAAGCCAAGCCACGUGCCUCUGUGGUGUGGGCCACCACCAACAAGGCCGAGCUGGUGCAGAGCCAGGCGUCGGCAUGGGGCGGCUGCGGCACUGGCAUCCCUGCAGCAGUGGCACAAGUGUCCAUGGAGGAGAGGCUGGUCCCCACCGUGCCGCUGCCCACCGGAGUCCCCAAGGUGCCCCAGGGGAAGGUGGUGGAUUCAGACCUGGAGGAGGCCAUUGGCCUCCUGGGCUUGGCCUUGGAUGACUAUCGGGGGCAGUUCCCGGAGCUGCAGCCCCUUGAACGGGAGCUCAAGCGCCUGGAGGAGAUGCUGCUGCAGAAGCAAGGUGUCUUCCUCAGCCAGGCCUCCAGCAUCAGCCUUAUGGUGGAGCAUGCACUGGAGAGCUUCAGCUUCCUCAACACCUCAGACAUGGAGAACUCGGAGGGCUCCAAGGAGGAGCCUCUUCAAGAUGAGAGGAGGGUUGGCAGACCACGGCGCAGCAGCAGGGUCCCCAGCACCAGCAAGACCAGUGCAGACGACACUGGCAUGUGCAGCGGCUCCAAGGCCAGCACCGACCCCCUGAGCACUGGCAAUGAGUUCCUGGAUAAGGCCCUGGUGCUUCACCUCAACAACUGCAACUGCCUGCUGCUGAAACUGGGCACCUUCAGUCCCCUGCGGUGCCAGGAGAUGUAUGCCCUGGACAGGCUGCUGUGGGAGGCCCAGGUUCUGGAGAUUGUGUGCCAGCUCACAGAGGAGCGAGCGGGAGCAGCUGCCUCUGCUGCCGAAGUGGUGCAGUUCUCGACACGGAAGGAGGGCGUGCUGCCCCUCUGGGACUGCUGCGUGGAAGCCCCCAACAUUUACUCCUGCCCUGUGGAGCGGUUCCUGCAGGUGCUCAGCACACAGUACGCAGCGCCCAUCAGUGAGCGGCACCCUGGCCUGGCUGAUGCCGUUUGUGUGAAACUGGUGGAGGAUGUGCUAAAUUGGCGGCUACCCCAGCAGCCCAGCAGCACCCAGGGCGAGCAGGUCACCAUCUUCCAGUACUGGAGCCACUUUGAGUCGCUUGGUGCCCUGGUGCUUGACACCUACAUGAUGGAGCUGGCAGAGGAAGUGCUGCUGGUGCAGAACCUCAACUCGGACGACCAGGAUGUGGUGUUGCGUGCCCUGAAGCAUAUGCCCAAGGGCCGCCUCAAGAAGGAGGGACUGAAAGCACUGAGCCUGCUCCUCAUGGAGGGCAACAGCAAGGUGGUGAGCACCGUGUCGGCCCAGCUCUGCAGCCUGGCAGAGAACCCCUGCUUCCGACAACGGGCACUCAUAUGCUACCUGGAGCAGCUGGAGGAUGAGGUUGUGCAGACACGUGUGGCGGGGUGUGUGGCGCUGGGCUGCCUGAAGGCCAAGGAGAGCAUGGAGCAGUUGGUUUACCUGUGCCAAACCGACAAGGAGCCUGUGCGGGAGGCAGCCAAGCAGAGCCUGAUACUGUACGGGGAAGAUGGCAAAUCAGCUCACCAGCAGCUGGAGGAGACCCUGGACAGCCUCCCGCAGAUCUUUGCCCCAGCCAGCAUGGCCAGCACAGCUUUCUGAGACACCACGCAACCCCUCUGCCAUCCCUUGAGGGCCAAGGCACCGUUGGGCACCGGCUUGGCAUGGGCUGGGGCCACUGGGCCCACACUGCUCCCAGCA